Molecule: messenger RNA, 1974 nt
Organism: Marchantia polymorpha subsp. ruderalis
Lineage: Eukaryota; Viridiplantae; Streptophyta; Marchantiopsida; Marchantiales; Marchantiaceae
Source: the annotation of a GenBank genome assembly
AUUGAAGAAACGAACAUUGCUCGAUUUCCUUUCUCUUUGGCUCGUCUCUGCGAUCGCAGCAGCGAAGCAGCAGCAGCAGCAACAGGUAAAAUCGAGAUCGAGACCGGAGUCCGCACGAAGAAUCUGCAGCGAUGGCGGCCGCAGCGAGGCCUCUCGUGAGUAUCCAGGCCCUGGAUGGCGAAAGCGGAGGCGCAUCCACGACUCUGCCCAGCGUUUUGCUGGCGCCGAUCCGCAAGGACAUCGUCGAGUUCGUGCACGCCAACAUCGCCAAGAACAAGAGGCAGCCCUACGCCGUGAGCAAGAAGGCCGGGCACCAGACCUCGGCCGAGUCAUGGGGAACUGGGCGAGCUGUGUCGCGAAUUCCCAGGGUUCCCGGUGGUGGUACUCACAGGGCAGGACAGGGAGCGUUCGGAAACAUGUGUCGUGGAGGUCGCAUGUUCGCGCCCACCAAAAUUUGGCGCAAAUGGCACCGCAAGGUGAACAUCAACCAAAAGAGGUACGCUGUCUGCUCGGCCCUGGCCGCCUCGGCCAUCCCCGCCUUGUUGCUCGCCCGCGGUCACAAAAUUGAGAAGGUUCCCGAGGUGCCUUUGGUCCUGAGUGACACCGUCGAGAGCAUCGAGAAGACGUCCGCCGCCGUCAAGAUUUUGAAGAAGAUUGGCGCUAUGGAUGACAUUGAGAAGGUGAAGAAAAGCCACAACAUCCGCGCAGGUAAAGGUAAAAUGAGGAACAGGAGGUACAUUUCCCGCAGGGGACCUUUGGUUGUUUAUGGAACCGAGGGAGCUAAGUUAGUGAAGGCAUUCAGGAACAUUCCCGGUGUGGAGGUCGCCUCGGUAGAUCGCCUUAACAUUCUGCAGCUGGCACCCGGAGGUCACCUUGGCCGAUUCAUCAUCUGGACCAAGUCUGCUUUUGAGAAGCUGGACUCGAUUUUCGGAUCGUUCGAAGAGAAGUCCGCCGUGAAGAAGGGUUACCGUCUCCCCCGCUCCAUGAUGGGUAACUCUGACUUGGCCAGAAUUAUCAACUCUGACGAAAUCCAGAGCAUCGUGCGACCCAAGAAGACCGAAAUGAAGAGGCGCGUGCUGAAGAAGAACCCUCUAAAGAACCUUGGUGCCAUGUUGAAGCUCAACCCAUACGCCAAGACCGCCCGCAGAAUGGAGCUCAUCGCCCAGGAGCAGCGCGUAAAGGCCAAGGCUGACAAGCUGAAGGUGAAGCGAGCUACACCACAGGUCGAGGGUGCCACCAAGGAGUCGGUGAAGAAGUCUGGGGAGGCUUGGUAUCAAACUAUGAUUUCUGACAGUGACUACACAGAGUUCGAGAAUUUCACCAAGUGGCUCGGAGUUUCACAAUGAGGUUAUACACGCAUUGUCAGUUGCAAAAGUGUCAUGUAAAAUGGGGUAUAGAUUCACCCAGAGCCCGAAGCGCUUUUGUUGUACUAGAAGACAGUGCAUAUAAAGGAAUUUUGGGAAACAUUUUUGACCUGCUGGGCCUGACUUGAAUUUCGAUUGCAAAAUUUUGUUCUGUGAAGCAGUGCAAUAUGGUGGGUGUCUUGGCUGCAACUUCGUGUCAUCGUGUAGAUUUGCUCCCUUACCUGAGGCGGAUGUUUCCUUCCUCCCGGAAACGGGUGUGGCGCACGUGCUACAGUAGAGUAGGUCGAUUUUUCUGAAAGGAUUCUUACCCCGAUCCGGGCAUGGACCUGGACAAGAUAGAUAAUUAGGGAUGAGGGUCUGAACGAGCGGUUCCUGUUCGUGGAUACGGACCCCGCACUGUCCAUUUUGGUUUGUCAGCCCAAGUAUCCCGAACACGUGACAUUUAGUAAGGUCUCUGUAGCGUGUUGGCGGCUUACUUUAGAGGCGGCAGCAGGUGUUCAGUUUUAACACUAACCAGAUGAUCCACAACUCCGGAGGCAAGAGAAUUAUGUGAACACCCUUGUCCAUUGCAAUCUAUGAGAACAAUUGUGAUACUCUCCACAUUGUGUCU